This is a messenger RNA of Staurois parvus, 382 nucleotides long. The record is from the annotation of a GenBank genome assembly. NCBI's taxonomy places the organism in Eukaryota, Metazoa, Chordata, Amphibia, Anura, Ranidae.
GGGGCUAAUGUAGGAGGUUUGAAUUUUAUCCGUUGGGCAAUUUAGGGAAGCCAGUGGAUGGGAUUUGGGGCAGAGAGGGUGAUUGGAGGACACUGGGAGUGGGAAGCCAGUGGAGGGAUUGGCAGAGAGGGGUGGAGGACACUGAGUGGAAGCCAGUGGAGGGAUUGGCAGAGAGGGGUGGAGGGCACUGAGUGGAGGCCAGUGGAGGGAUUGGCAGAGAGGGGUGGAGGGCACCGAGUGGAGGCCAGUGGAGGGAUUGGCAGAGAGGGGUGGAGGACACCGAGUGGAGGCCAGUGGAGGGAUUGGCAGAGAGAGGUGGCAGAUACAGAACGGUUAACUGAAGAGGGGAUAGCCUGCGAUGAGGUCGGCCAAUGAGGAGGGA